UUCACCUGCCUACAAAUAAUUUUUCAUUUUGUUUCAAUGAAUAGUUAUUUUUUUAUUUUUGCAUUCCGUACGCGUUUUGCUGUGAAAUAUCCGGAUUUUUUUUGUUACGAAAAUUUCAACAAGAAGUAAAAGAGCUAAUGGGCGGUGAGCCGAUGGGUGGUGGAAGGUCAGUUAUUUCUCCUCAUCCGCAACACAAACCGCAAGAAAAAUUGCCGAAGACCUCUUACUUUUGCUGCAACAGGACGCAGUAUGUACCUGAUGAAGUUGAUAGAAAAAGUCUUCGUCGAGAAGCUAAAACUUGGUCAGUGAAUUUUGAAGGAAUGCUACACCAUCCAAUUGGACGGAAAGUGUUUCAAGAUUUUUUGCACUCUCAAUUCAGCGAUGAGAAUCUAAGAUUUUGGAUUGAGGUUGAUCAAUACAAAACAAUGACGUUAUCAGAAAGAAAGAUCAAAGCGCUAUCGCUUUUUAACAACUUUAUUUCAAAUACUUCGCCCUUUGAGGUUAGUUUAAACGCAAAUCACAAAGCUGAAAUAGAGAAAGGAUUAAAGGAAGCUCACGAAGAUCUUUUCAAGUCUGCACAAGCUUAUAUAUUUAAUCUUAUGUAUAGAGACUGUUUACCCAGAUUUCUUCGCUCAAAGACUUACAAAAGACUUUGCAGAUAAAAAGAAAUAUUUCUUAGGUUAUUGACAACUAUCCAAAAGUAAUAUUUUGUAACAUUGAUGCAAUUUUUUAGUAUUAGUGUAAAUUUUGGUGCGAAUUUUAUCGCAUUAGUGUAAAUUUUAUUGGUUUUUUUAUGGCGUUUGUGUAAUUUUUUGCUCAUAAGUGAAAAAAAAUUCGGUCUCAAUCA
This is a messenger RNA of Hydra vulgaris (swiftwater hydra), 847 nucleotides long. RefSeq names its product regulator of G-protein signaling 19. The record is from RefSeq and is a predicted model, not a curated record. Lineage: Eukaryota; Metazoa; Cnidaria; Hydrozoa; Anthoathecata; Hydridae.